Messenger RNA from Myripristis murdjan (pinecone soldierfish), 1804 nucleotides. Its product is annotated as lysosomal protective protein. Gene Ontology annotation, biological process: proteolysis. The transcript is spliced from 11 exons. The coding region runs from base 125 to 1510 and encodes 461 amino acids. Gene Ontology annotation, molecular function: serine-type carboxypeptidase activity. NCBI's taxonomy places the organism in Eukaryota, Metazoa, Chordata, Actinopteri, Holocentriformes, Holocentridae. The record is from RefSeq and is a predicted model, not a curated record.
GGUGUUAAACGAGUUGAACAGCUCUGUCACUCGCUGUUUUGGACCUUCUAGGAAGUGCCUCGGUGUCUUGUCGGUGUCCCAGCGUUGUGUUGCCCCCGGCCGGACCACCGUGUGAGGAGUGAACAUGUGUGCGGGCGGCCUGCUGCUCUGCUGCCUGGCCGGGCUGGCCUCGACCAGCUGGGCUCAGUACGCUCCGGACGAGGUGAGGCAGCUGCCCGGGAUGAUGUUCAAACCCAACUACCAGCAGUGGUCCGGGUACCUUCAGGCAGGGCCCGGCAAGUUCCUCCAUUACUGGUUUGUGAGCUCGCAGAGGGACCCGGUCAAAGACCCCUUGGUGCUCUGGCUGAAUGGAGGCCCCGGCUGCAGCUCGCUGGAUGGAUUCCUGUCAGAAAAUGGUCCCUUUCAUGUAAAUGAUGACGGGGCAACGCUGUAUGAGAACAAAUUCAGCUGGAACAAGAUUGCCAACAUUUUGUAUCUGGAAGCUCCUGCAGGAGUGGGCUACUCUUACUCUGAUGACCAGAAGUACGAAACUAAUGAUGACCAGGUCGCCGAUGAUAAUUACCUAGCCCUGCAGAGUUUUUUUAACAAGUUUCCAAACUUCACUGAGAAUGAGUUCUUCAUUUUUGGCGAAAGUUAUGGUGGGAUUUAUGCCCCAACCCUCAGCCUGCGUGUGGCUACAGGAACUGCCAAGAUCAACUUCAAGGGUUUUGCAGUAGGCAACGGUCUCAGUAGCUUUGCUUUCAAUGACCAAGCUUUGAUCUACUUUGGUUACUACCACGGCCUCUUUGGAGAAGAUUUAUGGCGAGAUCUGAACAUAAAUUGCUGCGACAAAGAGAGCUGUAACUUCUACAAUACCAGCUCAGAGACCUGCAAGACGCUGUUAAAUGUGGCCUUUCGUAUCGUGUAUGAGAGCGGACUGAAUGAGUAUGCACUUUACUUGGAUUGCGAGGGUGGAAUAAAAUCCCACCAAGGCUACGAGAGGAGCAUGAGUCAUCUGUUUAAGAACCUCAGGAAAUACUGGAGCACCACCAAGGUUGCAGGUGCUCCCUCUGUACCUCUGGGUGAAGUCCCUCCCUGCAUCAACAGCACAGCGCAGAUGAACUGGCUGAACAGAGGCGACGUGAGGAAGGCUUUGCACAUUCCAGACACACUACCGCCAUGGGACAUUUGCAGUGAAGUUGUCGGCGCGCAGUACACCACCCUGUACCAGACAAUGAAGGAGGCUCAUCUGAAGCUGCUCUCUCUGGGUCUGCGGGUCCUGGUCUACAACGGAGACACGGACAUGGCCUGCAACUUCCUGGGAGACCAGUGGUUUGUGGAGGACCUCGGCCUGACGCCAACCACUAAGUACAAGGCCUGGAUCGAUGAUGACCAGAUUGCCGGCUUCUACCAACAAUUUGGAAACAUGACCUUUCUGACAGUGAAGGGUGCAGGACACAUGGUUCCUCAGUGGGCUCCUGGCCCGGCUUUCCACAUGUUCCAGUCUUUCAUAACAAAUGGCCCCUACUGAGCGUCCUGCACUGCUCGGUACUCAGACCAUUUAUUUUUCUCAGGGAAAAAUCUUUUUGGGAAAACAGAUCUUACGGAAAUCACUAAACUGUACUCUUAAUAGAGAUGUGAUCUAAUGGAUAUCUUCUGUAACGUUGGUGUGGUGUGGUUUUUGUUUUCAAUUAUCAUGCUUUUAGUUUGAAGAACUUUAAGAUGUGUGCUCUUACUGAUCUUGCUCACACUCGAUCCAUCUGAAAUUUCAGAUGUGAAGUGCAUUGUACUUUUUUUUUUUUUAAAUAAACAGAACUGCCACUGU